Lepus europaeus (European hare) is the source of this 5371-nucleotide messenger RNA. RefSeq names its product dual specificity phosphatase 16 (gene DUSP16). Gene Ontology annotation, biological process: negative regulation of MAPK cascade; protein dephosphorylation. The transcript is spliced from 7 exons. Gene Ontology annotation, cellular component: nucleus; cytoplasm. NCBI's taxonomy places the organism in Eukaryota, Metazoa, Chordata, Mammalia, Lagomorpha, Leporidae. Bases 951 to 2942 code for a protein of 663 amino acids. Gene Ontology annotation, molecular function: MAP kinase tyrosine/serine/threonine phosphatase activity; protein tyrosine/threonine phosphatase activity. The record is from RefSeq and is a predicted model, not a curated record.
GUUCAUUCACUGGGAUUGGUUUCAAGUGACGCCAUCUCUUUAUUUUUAAACCAAUGACCUCAUCCGCGCUUGAAGUUUCCUGACCAGCGACUCUUUCUGUUUCCCCAACCCCCCACCCCACCCCCCCGCCUUUCCCCCUCUUUCUGUGUAUCCCUGUUUUGGGGGGGGGCUUUCGCCCAUUUUUAAACGAUUAUUAUCACCUUCCCUCCCCCCCCUCCGCCGUGCUCCCCACCUCCCCAGCUUUCCCUCCCCAAGUUCUUUACCCCUCUCGACAUUUUUUUUUUUUCCCCCUGAAGGCUAACUGGGGAGGGGGGUGGAAGAGAAAGAGUGAAGAAAAGUUGCAAACGUCUCCUGGCUGCUGCGUCUCCCGCCCCCACCCGCCCCUCCGCGGAGGAGAAGCUUCUGUGGUGAAAGCCGAGCAGCCGGACCGAGCGACGGACGGGACGGGUCGCGAGCGGCCGCGCAGCCGCCCUCCCCGCUCCGCGGCGGCGCCUCGCGAGCCCGGGAGGCGCGGGGGCCCGAGGGGAGACGCGGUGACAACUUUCGGUUCCCUCAGAGGGGAGCCGGGAGGUCGGCGGCCCCAGAAGCUUCCAGUCCAGGGUAAAGCUGUUGGAGCAAGAGAGCAAAGGUAAAGAAUGAUGUAAUGCACUGGCAGCCCCAAAGCAUCUUUUGUUGUGGAGUGGUUAUUGCAGUCAUCUCUUUAUGAAUCAAGUGUGAGGGGCUGCUUUGUGGAAGGAGUCCUUUGCAAGAGCACAUCAACAGGAAAGAGAAAGAGACAUUCACUUGGAGGGCUCUUGCUGAAAAUGGGUUUAACUCUGCCUUUGCCAACCACCACCAGUCUGACCUCACACAUUUGUAGUACAAUGGAGUGGCUCAGCCUUUGAGCACACCACCAUUACAUCAUCGUGGCAAAUUAAAGAAGGAGGUGGAAGAGCGGACUUAUUGUUGUCAUGGCCCAUGAGAUGAUUGUAACUCAAAUACUUACUGAGAAGUUGGUGGCUCUCCUGGAAAGUGGAACGGAAAAAGUGCUGCUAAUUGAUAGCCGGCCAUUUGUGGAGUACAAUACAUCCCACAUUUUGGAAGCCAUUAAUAUCAACUGCUCCAAGCUUAUGAAGCGAAGAUUGCAACAGGACAAAGUGUUAAUUACAGAGCUCAUCCAGCACUCUGCAAAACAUAAGGUUGACAUUGAUCGUAGUCAGAAGGUUGUUGUGUAUGAUCAAAGCUCCCAAGAUGUUGCCGCUCUGUCUUCAGACUGUUUUCUCACUGUACUUCUGGGUAAACUGGAGAAGAGCUUCAACUCGGUUCACCUGCUUGCAGGUGGGUUUGCUGAGUUCUCUCGUUGUUUCCCUGGCCUCUGUGAAGGAAAAUCUACUCUAGUCCCUACCUGCAUUUCUCAGCCUUGCUUACCUGUUGCCAACAUUGGGCCAACUCGAAUUCUUCCCAAUCUUUAUCUUGGCUGCCAGCGAGAUGUCCUCAACAAGGAGCUCAUGCAACAGAAUGGCAUUGGUUAUGUGUUAAAUGCCAGCAAUACCUGUCCAAAGCCUGACUUCAUCCCUGAUUCUCAUUUCCUGCGAGUACCUGUGAAUGAUAGCUUCUGUGAGAAAAUUUUGCCAUGGCUGGACAAAUCUGUAGAUUUCAUUGAGAAAGCAAAAGCCUCCAAUGGAUGUGUCCUAGUGCACUGUUUGGCUGGGAUCUCUCGCUCUGCCACCAUUGCCAUAGCCUACAUCAUGAAGAGGAUGGAUAUGUCUUUGGAUGAAGCUUACAGAUUUGUGAAAGAGAAAAGACCUACUAUCUCUCCAAACUUCAAUUUUCUGGGCCAACUCCUGGACUAUGAGAAGAAGAUUAAGACCCAGCCUGGAGCAUCAGGGCCCAAGAGCAAACUGAAGCUGCUGCAUGUGGAGAAGCCACCUGAGCCUGUCCCUGCAGCCUCAGGGGGUGGGCAGAACAGUGAGGUGUCCCUCAGUCCACCCUGCGCCAACUCUGCUACCUCAGAGGCAGCAGGGCCGAGGCCUGUGCAGCCCGCCAGUGUGCCCGGCCUGCAGCCCGCACUGCCGGAGGACAGCUCGCUGGUGCAGGCGCUCAAUGGGCUGCACCUGUCCUCGGACAAGCUAGAGGACAGCAGUAAGCUCAAGCGGUCCUUCUCUCUGGACAUCAAGUCAGUGUCGUGUUCAGCCAGCACGGCCGCAUCUUUGCACGGCUUCUCCUCGUCCGAAGACGCUCUGGAGUACUUCAAGCCUUCCACGGCGCUGGAUGGGACCAACAAGCUCUGCCAGUUCUCCCCCGUGCAGGAAGUGUCAGAGCAGACUCCAGAAAGCAGCCCAGAUAAGGAGGAGGCCAGCAUCCCCAAGAAGCCUCAGCCUCCCAGGCCCUCAGAGAGCCAGAGCAAGCGGCUGCACUCGGUGCGAAGCAGCGCCAGCGGCGCCCCCCAGAGGUCCCUCCUGUCUCCCCUGCAUCGGAGCGGGAGCGUGGAGGACAAUUACCACACCAACUUCCUCUUUGGCCUCUCCACCAGCCAGCAGCACCUCGCCAAGUCUGCUGCGGGGCUGGGCCUCAAGGGCUGGCACUCCGACAUCUUGGCGCCCCAGACUUCUGCCCCUUCCUUGACCAACAGCUGGUAUUUCGCUGCGGAGUCCUCGCACUUCUACUCGGCCUCAGCCAUCUACGGAGGCAGUGCCAGUUACUCUGCCUACAGCUGCAGCCAGCUGCCCACGGGCAGUGACCAGGUCUACUCCGUGCGGAGGCGGCAGAAGCCAAGUGACAGAGUGGACUCACGGCGGAGCUGGCACGAAGAGAGCCCCUUUGAAAAGCAGUUUAAGCGCAGAAGCUGCCAGAUGGAAUUCGGAGAGAGCAUCAUGUCCGAGAACAGGUCGCGGGAAGAGCUGGGCAAAGUGGGCAGCCAGUCUAGCUUUUCCGGCAGCAUGGAAAUCAUCGAGGUCUCCUGAGUAGACAGACCCCCGUGACUUCUAUUGACAAUUUUGUCUUGUUCACAGAAAAAUUCCCUGUAAAUCUGAAAUAUAUAUAUAUGUACAUACAUAUAUAUUUUUGGAAAAUGGAGCUAUGGUGUAAAAGCAAACAGUGGAUCAGCACAGUUGUUCUCUUAACAUCUGCAAGUGUGAGAUCAGCUAAUGUUUCUCCCGACAAAAGUGGAAGGGCAGAUGUCAGAAUUUCCCCUGACAGAGCAAACAGUUUUAUUCAAUGACUUGUACAUCCUCCUCCUUUUUGGUGUUAGAAGACAAAAAUCCCCUGCUGCUUUCACACCACACCAUGCUAGAACGAUCUCAGACCUUCGUCUAGUCCCUUCUCUUCCAUAGUGCACCUUAGCGCUGACUGAGCCAGCUUGUGGGUCGGUGGUAGACCCUCUUAGGGACAGAACCUAGUGGUAAAUCCAAGAGAAAUGGUCCCAUCCAAACCUGAUUCACACAUCCAAACUCACCUGACAGCCGAGGGAGGUGAGCAUCACUCUGCUGGACAGACCACUAGGGGCCUUGCCAAGAUGUAUUUUAGAACCCAGUACCUCAGACAGCAGUGUCGGGGCUUGCCCCACUACCAGCUCUGGUGGCCUGUUUCCAGGUGUUGUGAAGAGGUAGGGAGCUAGUCCCUUUGCAGACCAGUUCAAACUGUCUGUGCACAAAAUCCCAGUGGGGCCUGGAUGGAGGAAGUUAACUUUUCUUCUCAACUCCAUUGAGAGAGAAGGCAACCCAUCUAGGAUUCAGCUCAGCCAGCAAUCUGGCAGCGUAAUGAUUCAAGCUAGGUUGGGAGGCUAGGCAAGUCUACCUCCCUCGAUAAAUCAAAGAACUGUGUAAAAUGGGAUUGUUGAUCCUUUAAAUAAAGAGUAACUUGGUUGAAUGCCAAAUGUGAAUUCUUUGGGUUGGUAGCGAGGAUCAGCACCCUCAACUUCUCAGCCAAAGGUGAUGCUGCUUGUGUCAGUGCACGGCCACAGUGUAGAAACGGAACAGUACGGCAGAAUAUUCUAGGCAGCUACUCGGAGGAGAACUCCAGAAAGAACGCAGAGCAAGAGCAGCAGGAGCUCGGCUUCCCCUGUGGCUUUCUCCCCUUGGUCUGCGAUGGAGGCGGCCUUUCCGUCAUCGCCUUAGACUCGCAUUUCAGGGGGGCUGGCGAGAGGCUGUCGUGCAGCAAGGACUGUCCACGAUCGGGGCACAGGAAGGCGGCGGCUGUGGGAUGGCGCUGCGUUCGGCGGGGCAGGAAGCUGCCUCCCCAGCACCGCGCAGAAGGGCCUCCCUCAAGGGCCACACCAGGGUGGCUUGUCAGUCCUUGACCGCUAUGUAGACUCGGCCCUGGCAGCUGGAAGCAGGAGGUAAUUAGUGAUAACGCCUAUCUGCUUUCCAACUUCCUGGCUUCAGUUUUCUCAGCCGCAGUCCGGUCCUCGCUGGAAGCCUAACUCCCGUCAGCGGGUGGGCGGCCAGGGUGCUGUCGUUGUCCUUCUCUACUGGAAGGGUAGCUGGCUGCUGACUCAUAUCUCAGGUCUUUCUACAUCUGAGCAACGGGCAGCCCCCUGACUAGGAUGUGACUUCGUGUUUCCUAUGGUGACUAACGCCGGCAUGGAGCGGUGUGACUGAGAACUGAGGGACUGAUCCUGAGUGUUUCCCAGGCGUGGCUGAUCAGGUACCGAGAACGUGCUGUGACGUGGGCGGAGAGUGAACCAUGUCAGGCACACAUGGUUACCACACUGGGGAAGCUGCUGAGUGAUCUGAGCUCUUACGGACACACGUUGAAAUCUCUGAUGUGAUCACUCGCAAGGUUUCCCACAGUGAUUUUGAUGUGUUGUGUGUACACCAAAUGUGUAACAGUUCACCGCUUCCAGGAUCUUGUCACAUCUGCCGAGCAUUUUAAAGAUGUGAAAGCAACAGCUCCGUUGUUCGUGUUUUCCAACGUGAGGAACACGGCUUCGGUGAGCUCUUUGGGCAGAAAUCUGCCUUGUUAGGUAGGGUUUCUCCUGGUGUGGUCCUCUGCCUCCCACACUGUGCUGCAGUCCUGACAGCAGCCUUAGCCCUUGCUCACAAACGUCACACAGUCCUUUGCAUUGAGGUGGCCAAGGCAAGUUCUGGCACGCGUAGCUGCGGGUGUGUGGGGCGCCCUCCUCCCCGUGGGAUGCUGGGGGAAGCUCUGGAGGUGGCCGGCGCGCCACAGAUGGGCUAGAACGCCCCUAGAUGUCUGAGAAAUGCCGGAAGAUGGUUUAGGCCGUCUGUGGAGUGAGCGGAGAGAGCGUCUGCGUGUUUAAUACGACAAGAACGUUCUUCCGAAGGCAAGCUGAUGAAUUACAUUGUGCAUUUCUCAUUUUGAUGUGUCAUGUAUGUUAAUAUGAAAUAAAAUCAAAACUGGUACCUGUUUCUGCAUAAUGAAAGGUCCUCUC